AUGGCACAAAUCCGUGGCACUGCAGGCUACAAUUUCGGCCACCAGAACCCCUUUGGGGGUCCUGGUCGGGUAGAGGCAACGAGCGAUCCCAGUCCCCUGGAUGCUGUCCGCGAACAGACGAGCAAAAUUGAGGAUUGGCUGGACACCAUGUCCGACCCUGUCAAGCCGUAUCUGCCAGCCAUUGGUCGCUUUCUGAUCGUCGUCACCUUCAUUGAGGACAGUCUACGCAUGAUUACCCAAUGGAACGACCAACUCUUGUACCUUCGUGAUUACCGGAAGAUUCCCUGGGGAGUCACGCAUACCUUCCUUAUCGUCAACAUGAUCGCAAUGGCAGCUUGCUCGUUCAUGGUCAUUGCCCGUAGACACACGGAGUACGCUGUUGGCGGUCUCUUGGCUGUCGUCAUUGUUCAGGGUCUCGGUUACGGAUUGAUCUUCGACCUCAACUUCUUCCUCCGCAACCUGAGUGUCGUCGGUGGCUUGCUCAUGGUUCUCUCCGACUCGUGGGUGCGCAAGAAGUUCGUCCCCGCCGGUCUUCCCCAGCUCGAUGAGAAGGAUCGCAAGAUGUACGUCCAGUUCGCUGGUCGUGUGUUGUUGAUCUUCCUCUUCAUCGGGUUCGUCUUCUCGGGCCAGUGGAGUCUCUGGCGCAUCAUCGUCAGCCUGUUCGGCUUCGUCGCGUGUGUCAUGGUCAUUGUUGGCUUCAAGGCCAAGUGGAGUGCGAUCAUGCUGGUUGUGUUGCUGAGUGUGUUCAACGUCCUGGUCAACAACUUCUGGACUCUUCACCCCCACCACCCUCACAAGGACUUCGCCAAGUACGACUUCUUCCAGAUCCUGUCCAUUGUCGGAGGUCUUCUCCUCCUGGUCAACAUGGGCCCCGGCCAAUUGAGUAUGGACGAGAAGAAGAAGGUCUACUAA
Molecule: messenger RNA, 912 nt
Organism: Aspergillus luchuensis
Lineage: Eukaryota; Fungi; Ascomycota; Eurotiomycetes; Eurotiales; Aspergillaceae
Product: protein ERV29
Exons: 5
Coding region: 1-912 (303 amino acids)
Biological process (GO): Golgi organization
Cellular component (GO): endoplasmic reticulum-Golgi intermediate compartment; endoplasmic reticulum; membrane
Source: RefSeq, a predicted model, not a curated record